UAUAAAACUUGCUUGGUCAUCAGCUGUCUCCUACCUCGGUCCAUUUACUCCAUCACCAAUUCAGCCAAGCUUGGACACACACACCAUCCCCAUGGCUGCUUCUCCGAGCAAAGCAUGGAACAUCCAGAAUUACAUCCUCGCCGCUCUCGGCGGAACCCUCGCCGCCACCGCCAUCGUCAUCACGGUCUCGGCAAUCUUCGAGCCCGCCCGCAUCAGCUUCUCCGUCACCCACGCCUCGCGCACCACGCUGGGCGAUAGCAGCGGGGUGUGGCUCAACCUCACCGUUUCUGCCAACAACAGAGGCCACCAACGAACCAAGGUGCAGUACGAGAGCAUCUUCAUCGACCUGGUGAACAGCACCAAGCCCACGGCACGGGACAGGGUCCAUGCCGAUGUCAAUGCCACGGCAUGGGCUAACAAGACCCUGCCCAGCCCUAGCCUGUUAAGCGUCGACGCGUCGGCUCUCCUCAUCGACGAGAACACGAGGGAGGGCUUCGCCGGCGACCAGGUGAACUUGACCGUGGUUGUGAUGGCGCAGGUGCACUUCAAGGUCGGCGUGGCUCGCACGAGGCUCUACGGCAUCAAGGUGUUCUGCGGCGGCGUCCACUUCGCCCAUGUUCAAGACAACUCAUCAGAUGCUACUGUCAGAUAUUGCCAUAGUUAAUUUCCUGCCCAUCUGUAGUUCACUUCGUGUGUGUUGUGGUUGUUUAGAGUUACCGGUUUUUGAGAAAUGUGAUGAGCAUUUAUUAUUUGAAGUAUAUUAUUUAUGUAUUUAUUUUGGACAUGCUAGCUGAGAGUGAUGGACUAUUUAUGCGAGUAUGUACAUACAAGGUGUUUCCGGAAGUCAUCAAAGAAGAUUUAUUUGUGGCAUCUUUUUGUUUAUGAAAUUCAACCAUACUAAGGUCGAAUUUUCCAUGGUA
Panicum virgatum (switchgrass) is the source of this 920-nucleotide messenger RNA. RefSeq lists its product as uncharacterized. The coding region runs from base 92 to 664 and encodes 190 amino acids. NCBI's taxonomy places the organism in Eukaryota, Viridiplantae, Streptophyta, Magnoliopsida, Poales, Poaceae. The record is from RefSeq and is a predicted model, not a curated record. The transcript has a single exon.